UUACAGAGGCGUGUCUCUGCCGCAGGUGAACGGGAAGGAGCUCUCCAAGCUGUCUCAGGAGCAAACUCUGCAGGCCCUGCGCUCCUCCAAGGAGCCCCUGGUGAUCCAGGUGCUGAGACGCAGCCCCCGCCUCCGGGGGGACAGCUCCUGUCACGACCUGCAGCUGGUGGACAGUGGCACUCAGACCGACAUCACCUUCGAGCAUAUCAUGGCGCUGGGCAAGCUGCGUCCGCCCACCCCGCCCAUGGUCAUCCUGGAGCCGUACGUCCUCUCUGAGCUGUGAGUCGCCCUCAGGAGGGCCCCGGGCCCUGCCUCCAGAGAGGGCAGGCCACAUGGGGCGGCCAUCUGCACACCACCCUCUCGGGCAGGAAGCAGGCCCCUCGGCCUCCAGAGCUGACCGUGGUAUCCGAGGGCUCCAAAACCUCCAGGCCUCUAGCCUUGGGCCGGGCUCCAGAAGGUGCCCCGUUGUAUCUACCCCCAGGGCCGAGGGAGGACUCUCCUGUCCGGGACGACGCUGCCGGAAGUGCCAGGGUUGAGGGCCUCAGCUCCUACUCCUCCAUCCUCUCUCCUCUGCUGCCUCACAAGCAUCACUCCUUGAAUCUUCUUGCAUCCCUUGUCUGUCUCAUUCCUCUACCUGCUCUGAAUUUCCUCCAUCUCUUCGGCUUCUUUCUUUGGCCCGACCGGAAGAAGGGCCUUUCAUCCAGGCCUGGUGGCUCAUGACCGCGUGAGCGCUGCCUCAUUCUGCUAAUCUUAGCUCGGGCUGUGGGGAGGUAGGCCACAGGGCCAUGAGCAGCCAAUCUUAGUUUUGGGGCCAGGAAGGCAGCCCCUGCAGGUAGGGUGGGCCUCCCUCUGCUCUGCAGAAGUCUUCCAGGGCCUGGAUAACUCCUGGGGGCGUUGCAUGAGUGGGGCCAGUACUGGGCGGGCGGGUGGGUACCUAGAGAUUGGAGAAGUCGGUCCCUGCCAGCUGGUGUGGUUGGAGGAGUCUGGUCUGCGGGACAGGCGAGCUAGUCUGUGCAGGUCCUCCGUGUCGAUGCCGCACACUCAGGUGCGAGAAGUGUCCCCGGUCUUUGCAUGGCUGCAUGUUGCCCAGGAAGGAGCUCUGCAGGAGGCAGCUGGGCCACUCCCCCUUGAGAGCACAAGCAGAGCAGUUCUCCGUGCCAGCCCCCCCAUCAGCCAUGAGUAUUAUGACCCGGCGGAAUUUAUGGAGGGCGGCCCGCAGGAGGCAGACCGCUUGGACGAGCUGGAGUAUGAGGAGGUGGAGCUGUAUAAAAGUAGCCACCGGGACAAGCUGGGCCUGAUGGUUUGCUACCGCACAGACGACGAGGAGGACCUGGGCAUUUAUGUCGGAGAGGUAAAUCCCAACAGCAUUGCAGCCAAAGACGGCCGGAUCCGUGAGGGAGACCGCAUCAUCCAGAUUAACGGUGUGGACGUCCAGAACCGGGAAGAGGCGGUGGCCAUCCUGAGCCAGGAAGAGAACACCAACAUCUCCCUGCUGGUGGCCCGACCUGAGAGCCAGCUGGCGAAACGGUGGAAGGACAGCGACCGGGAUGACUUCCUGGAUGACUUUGGCUCUGAGAAUGAGGGGGAGCUGCGUGCUCAUAAACUGAAAUCACCCCCUGCCCAGCAGCUCCGAAACGAAGAGGAGAAGGGGACUCCGGAUGCAGGCCCAGGCCUGAGCAACAGCCAGGAGCUGGACAGCGGGGUGGGCCGGACUGACGAGAGCACCCGGAACGAAGAGAGCUCUGAGCACGACCUGCUGGGGGACGAACCCCCGAGCUCCACCAACACCCCGGGAAGCCUGCGCAAGUUUGGCCUGCAAGGGGACGCCCUGCAGAGCCGGGACUUCCAUUUCAGCAUGGACUCUCUGCUGGCCGAGGGGGCGGGGCUGGGAGCUGGCGACGUCCCGGGCCUCACGGAUGAGGAGUAUGAGCGCUACCGCGAGCUCCUGGAGAUCAAGUGCCACCUAGAGAACGGCAACCAGCUGGGCCUCCUCUUCCCCCGGGCCUCCGGAGGCAACAGUGCCCUGGAUGUCAACCGCAACGAGAGCCUGGGCCACGAGAUGGCCAUGCUGGAGGAGGAGCUACGGCACCUGGAAUUCAAGUGCCGCAACAUCCUGCGGGCGCAGAAGAUGCAGCAGCUGCGUGAGCGCUGCAUGAAGGCCUGGCUGCUGGAGGAGGAGAGCCUCUACGACCUGGCGGCCAGCGAGCCCAAGAAGCACGAGCUGUCUGACAUCUCCGAGCUGCCUGAGAAGUCGGACAAGGACAGCACCAGCGCCUACAACACUGGGGAGAGCUGCCGCAGCACCCCGCUGCUCGCGGAACCCCUGCCCGAGAGUCCCCUGCGGCGGGCUGCAGCCGGCAACUCCAACUUGAACCGGACCCCUCCCGGCCCCCCUGUUGCCACCCCGGCCAAGGCAGCUCCUCCACCGGGGAGCCCCGCCAAGUUCCGGUCCCUCUCCCGGGAUCCUGAGGCCGGCCGGAGGCAGCAUGCGGAGGAGCGCGGCCGCCGCAAUCCCAAGACCGGGUUGACCCUGGAGCGUGUGGGCCCCGAAGGCAGCCCUUACCUCUCGCGGCGCCACCGCGGCCAGGGCCAGGAGGGCGAGCACUACCACAGCUGCGUGCAGCUGGCCCCGACGCGAGGGCUGGAGGAGCUGGGCCACAGCCCCCUGAGCUUGGCCGGUGGCCCUCGGGUGGGCGGGGUGGCGACCGCGGCCACUGAAGCACCGCGCAUGGAGUGGAAGGUGAAGGUGCGCAGCGAUGGAACCCGCUACGUGGCCAAGCGGCCCGUGCGAGAUCGGCUGCUGAAAGCCCGUGCCCUGAAGAUCCGGGAGGAGCGCAGCGGUAUGACUACCGACGACGACGCAGUGAGCGAGAUGAAGAUGGGCCGUUACUGGAGCAAGGAGGAGCGCAAGCAGCACCUGAUCCGAGCCCGCGAACAGCGGAAGCGGCGCGAGUUCAUGAUGCAGAGCCGGCUGGAGUGCCUGCGGGAGCAGCAGAAUGGCGACAGCAAGCCCGAGCUCAACAUCAUUGCCCUGAGCCACCGCAAAACCAUGAAGAAGCGGAACAAGAAGAUCCUGGACAACUGGAUCACCAUCCAGGAGAUGCUGGCCCAUGGCGCACGCUCGGCUGAUGGCAAGCGGGUCUACAACCCUCUCCUCUCGGUCACUACUGUGUGAGCUGCCCCGGCGGGUGCACGGCCCAGGCCCAAGGAGCCCCCUGGGGCCCCUGCCCUCACUGUCCUAUAGAGAUUAUGUGUGUGUGUGCGCGUGCUCACUGUGCGCAUGCACACACCUCCCCGUCUAGGUGUGCGCACAGGGCUUUGUUAGCAGAGAGAAGCCCCUGAGGAGAAGGGACGCUUUUCUUCUUUCUGCCCAAGCAAAGUGACCACGCUAGUGGCCAGUAUUGGGGGCACACCUGUAAUGGGCACCCCUUCGGCUGUGCGUGUGCAUUUCCCAUUCCCCAUGCUCUUGCGUGUGCUUGCACGUGCACGCACACACAUACCCAGUGAUCUCUCCACCCAACCCGUGUCCUUGCAGACAGGGAAGCUGAGCUGAAAGGAGCACAAGAGAGUGUCCGGCUUCGCUGCUGAGCUCGGCCUCUCCCCGCUGCAGUUAUUUGGAGACAAAGGCACCCCGAUUUUUGUGGUUUUUCUCCCUUUCUGUGCUUGCCAAUAGUUGUUUUGUUUUGUGGACCUGACCUGGGGGCUGGCAGCUCCUUCAGGCAGCCUGGCAGAGGUGGAACUCCCUCCUCCACUGAUGGCUGGGAAGGGAGUUGGGGAGGAAGAUCGGGAGGGAGGGCUGGGGAUAGAUGGGAGGGAAGGGGAGGGAAAGGUGGGAGGAAUGGGAAGCAGCUGUUCUGGUGGCUUCCACUCUGAGGUGUGGGAACGGGGAGCUUUUGGGGGGCACCUGUUUCCCCAGUGACUGAGAGCAAGACUGCAGGAACGGAGGGGUCUUGCAGGGUGUCCACUAAGAAGUCCCAGAGCCCGUUCUGUGCCCCACACCAUCUGGAGCACGGGCUUCUCUUCUGAGUGAACUGAGGAAGGUGAUUAGAGGGGGUCUAGAAGCCAAGCCCCGUGAGCAGCAGUGGAAGACCUUGGGCCAUGCGGCCUGGAGAGGACUUGGUGGCGAUCCACAACCUGGACCCCAGUGAGGUGGUGGGCUGACUGGGAAGGAGAGGCCCCCAGCCUCCUCAGGAUUUGCACGUGUGAACUAGGCUGCCUGGGGGUGCCCCUCAGGCUUGGAGAGCCCCGGACUGGAGGCAGACAGGCUGCACCACCCCUUCCCCCUGCAUCUUGAGAAUAAAGCAAAAGCUGCCUUUGUACUUGGUUGAA
Messenger RNA from Piliocolobus tephrosceles (Ugandan red Colobus), 4329 nucleotides. RefSeq names its product PDZ domain containing 4 (gene PDZD4). Bases 899 to 3175 code for a protein of 758 amino acids. The transcript has 7 exons. Gene Ontology annotation, molecular function: protein binding. The record is from RefSeq and is a predicted model, not a curated record. Lineage: Eukaryota; Metazoa; Chordata; Mammalia; Primates; Cercopithecidae.